Molecule: messenger RNA, 3453 nt
Organism: Aureobasidium uvarum
Lineage: Eukaryota; Fungi; Ascomycota; Dothideomycetes; Dothideales; Saccotheciaceae
Source: the annotation of a GenBank genome assembly
AUGGAGAUAGUGCCUAUAUCAUCCUUAUCGCCUUCUUCGGCAUUGCCUACCGAGUGUGGGUUCAAGGCACAGGUCACACUACUAUGGCCCUUUUCUUCAGCAACCGGACAAUGCGCUCUUCUCUUGGCCGACCCGGACGCGCGACAGCGAUACCAAAAAGGCCAAGUACGCGUACGGUUUACUGGACCAAGUGCGCGCCAGAUAGCUGCAUCAGGCAUUGGUAUCGGUGAUAGCGUGCAAGUCGCGCUUGUAGGUGCGCAAUGGUUGACCGAGUCCGAUACAGCUCUGGUCAAGACGCCUGGUAGGAGCGUCGAUGGCGAGCUCAUAUUCAAGAACCGUCUGACCAUGACCAUCAUGCGAGGAGAGGCCGAGUCGAGAACAAUCAAUGUGGAUGAAUCCACCCAACCCACGUCACCGAAGCCUAGUAUGCUGCCACCAAGCACGCCUGUCGCCCGAUCCAAACCUCGUACUUCCUUUGAUGCUUAUGGAGUCGCCGUCUAUUCUUCUCCAGCUUUCAUGAAGCGUCUUCGAUUGUCUGAGGGAGGCACACCAUACUCUCCCGUACCCGUAUCAGAACAUGACGACCAGGAUACUGUCGCAUCGCGCAAGAGACGGAGGGUUUCAUACAAGAAUGUUUCUGAAUGGAAGUUUGACGCCAGAGAACCCUCUCCCGAGAAAGAGCAAGAUGAUGUCUUGGAUGAUGCAGAUGCAGAUGAGAACAUGACCAUUGAAAGUGCAGUGCCAGGAGAAGCCACUGUAGACACCGUCAACGUGACCGAAGAAAGUCAGGACUUGGAUAUGCACGAGGCGGCUGAGUCUAGAGAGAAUGGGGAACAACAACUUGAGCAGCCUACCUCAGAAGCUCAGAAGAUUCAGGCAAUCGCAGCACAGUCUGCUCAGGAGACUGAUCCUCCAGUAACACUUGCUAAGGAACAGCUACCGCAGACUGAGGCCGAGGUUCCCUUGAGAUCUGCAGCAGAAGAUCUCGGCGUGCAAAAUGCAGAAGAGAGAGUGGCCGAAGCGGUGGUUCAACAACCUGCAGAAGCUUCGAGAUCGGGAGAGACUAUUCUGGAAGGGGCAUCACAAGUUCCUGAAAGUUCCGUGACAUCCCAAGUUCAGGUUUCGACCUCUCCAACCAUGCAACCUUCUGAUCUGCCGCGUCUGACUAUACUGCCAACCGAAAGCGAACUUCUAGAACAGAUGGCGCGUGCCCAAGCUAUCAAUAGGCCGACAACGCCAAUUUUGCAGCCACUGCUCACUGAGGGCCUGCCUUUACCAUCGCCUUUCCCGACAAGUGCCCAGAAGAUGCCUUCGCCAGUUGUCCCGACUGUAGCAGGAACUCUAGAGGCCACUGAGACAGCCCUUGGGCGCCUGACAAACACAGGAAACACUGUUGAUUAUGCGGAGAAAUCUUUACCUGCCUCCAAUCUCCAAGUACAGAACACACCAGCAAGUAUUAUGGCGGAGACACAAGAGCCUGCGCCAUCUUCCAACAUAGUCCAGGCGAAAUCGGAACCCUUGCAGAAAAACUCAGACCCGCGGGUAAAACCAGGAACACAAACGUCUCGAAUUGUUGCAGACACCUAUGACGGCUACGCUGAAGAAAACCCUGUUGUGCUGUCUUCUGGUAGUGAGGACGAGGAGGAGGAAGACGACGAAACCCGACCUUCCGAACGACCAUCAGUGGCUGUUUCUUCGCCAAUCGUGGCAGAUGUCCAAUUCGGACUGCGCUCGAGACGUGACAGAUUCGAUGACGAGAGCUCUGCUGACGACGAAUCUGAUGAAGACAUGGGGUCGUUUAGUGAAGAUUCAGAAUCGGAUGAUGCGUCCUCUGUAUACAACUCCGAACAGAUCUUAGCUCUGCAAGAGCAGAGUGAUGAUGAAGGUGCCGUUGAAGAACCGGAUUGGGACUACCUGGAACGGAAAUUGGAGCAAGAAGAGGCUGCUCUUCAACAGUCAAGAGAAGACCUUACCGCUAGAGAUGGCGGUCUCAUAGAGAUUGCUGAUGACCUUCAAGGAGAUGAGGCAGACGAUGCUGUGAUGCACGAUGACAACUCUGAGCUUGAUGAAGAUGUGCUGGCUAGAAGCGACGACGACAGCGCUGAUGAUGAUUCUGAUGGCUCGGGAUAUUUUGAUCAAGCUAUAAUGCCUGAUACUGAUGAUGAAUCCAGGGAAGAGUCCGAAGUUGAGAUGAUGGAUCACACUUAUCAACCUUCCAUGCCUGAGAAUGCCAUGUACAGCCAUCCAUUUGGCCUAGAUGGAGCUCAAACACUGACAGAAACGAGGACGGCAUUGCCUUCUCAAGCAGCGUCAGAGACUGGCUCUUCGGCGGGAGAUGAGACCAUCGCCUGGCGUGACAGAGAUGCUGCUGUCGAGACACUUGGUCAGCAAGCUCAACAACCUCAACCUCCUUUCAUCAACCAAGCAGCUCAAACAGUUCCAUCUCCACAUGUUCCGCCACCGUCUUCAUCUAGGCUUGACGUCGUCGAGUUGUUAGACGAUUCGGAAUCAGACGGAGAAGACGACACGACCGCUGCUUCUGUUCCUCAGGAGACAAUUGAUUUCCUGCCUUCGAUCGGCCUUGUCAACAGUUUGCUUGAUAACAAGCAGAAGAAUGCGCACCUCGAGCUCAGCGGACCAGUCACUGCCCAGAUCCGCUCAGAGGUCAAGAAGAUAUCAGAGCAGGCCAACAGUCCGAGUACCACAAGGACCAAGUUCAAUGCCUUGAAGACCAUCUGCAAGAUCGGAGUUAACGUGGUAGUCGCCGCUGACAGUGGUAACAUGUUUGCAGAGGGUGUCAAAUAUCGCCUGAAGGAGGACGAAGUAUUUGUCAGUGUCUGUUGGAAAGUCUAUAACCAGCUUUCACACGUGGAGAAACACCAAUCAGGUCAACCAUCUGAAUUGCUUGCCUAUCUCGAAGAGCUCGAAGAGAAGCGAGAUUACUGUUUCGAGGGUUUUACCGAAUUUUUGACGCAGUUCAGAGAGAACUACCAUCAUAUGCCUACGGAGACGACACAACAACAAGUUCAUCAACAGAGUGUACCAGUCCUGCCCAAAGUAGAAGUCCGAGAUGUACAGGGAGUGGACCUAGAUGCAUCUGUCCAGAACAAAGAUGGUCAACAGAGGCCUGGACCUCGAGUUGUCGAGAUGCAGGCCGGUCUUGUCUCACCCAAUCCUAUCGACGAUGGAGAGCAGGAAGGCAGAUCCGCUGGAACAGACCUGACUGAAAAUAUGACUGAGCAGUCUGGACAACCACAAGCAGAGCGUGAAAGCCAAGCAGCAUCGACGGCCGACGUGGAGACUGAUACAACNUGCUCAAGCAGGUCCAGAUCUAAAGGAGCCAGCGUCUGUAGAGGACAUGAACUCUUCUCGGCCUUUCUCGGUGGAGGAAGAACNUCGAGUCUCAACCCGGAACUGUCAAAGACGAAAGUGGUGGUGACGGAUCCGAGGUAA